AUGGCCGCAAAGCACAAUGGGCUGGCCAAUGGCUCGCAGACGCCACUGAAAGCAUCCAUCUUCCAGUCCAGGACGAAUCGUGCAGCUGCUCCUGCCAACGAUGCCCUUCGUUUAAAGAUCAUAGUCGUUGGCGCGGGGCUGGGAGGGUUGGCGACAGCCAUUGCCCUCGCACAGCAUGGUCACAGUGUGACUGUAUACGAGCAGACGCCGCAGUUGGGCGAGGUCGGCGCAGGCAUCCAGAUCCCGUCCAACUCGACACGCCUGCUCGUCGACCUCGGCCUGGAGCCCUACCUCCAGGACUACGUGACUGAGCCUCGAGGAAUCUUCUUCCGCCGCUGGGAGAACGGCCAGGUCAUCGGGCAUACCAGGCUGAUUCCGGACUUUCGUCAGACAUACCACGCGGCCUACUAUGUGAUCCACCGCGCCGACUUCCACACGGCGCUGUAUCGUAGGGCGAUUGACCUGGGAGUGACGGUGCGGUUGGAUUCUAGGGUCGUCGACUAUGACGCAAAUCGUCCCAGUGUCACGUUUCAGGAUGGGACAUCUGUUUCGGCGGACCUGAUCGUGGCAGCAGAUGGCGUCAAGUCGAUAGCCCGACGAAUCGUCCUCGAGGGCAACGAUCAGCCGCCGAGGAGAACCGGGUUCGCAGCCUAUCGAUCGACGGUAGAAGUGGACCGGUUGAAGCGUGAUCCCGAGAUACGCAGUUUGCUCCAAGAGCCAGCCCUAAACAUCUGGAUCGGUGACCAGCGACAUGUCAUGACGUACACGAUUGGAGCAGGGAAGACCUUCAACCUGGUGCUCUCUCACCCGGAUGACACCGAUCCAUCCGGUUGGGAUCAAAGCAGAGCUCUGGAAGACAUGAAGGCUGAAUUCCGUGGCUGGGAUCCAACACUGACGAAGAUCAUUGCAAUGGUCGACAAGACCCUAAAAUGGCCUCUUCUCAGCGGGACACCACUGGACCGGUGGGUGUCAGGAAAGCUGGUCAUCCUGGGCGAUGCAGCUCACGCAAUGGUUCCAUACAUGUCUCAAGGCGCCGCCAUGGCCGUCGAAGAUGGCGUAGCCCUCGCCCAUUCACUAUCCAAGGUCCGCGUCCGCGAACACAUUCCCACCGCGCUAUCCAUCUUCGAAAGAGUACGACAGAAGCGAACGACGCAGAUGCAGGAGGCCAGCCUGCUCAAUGGCCAGCUGUGGCACUUUGCGGAUGGCCCGCUGCAGCAGGUGCGGGAUCGGGCCAUGAUGCCGGAGGUCGAGGGGCGUUUGUUCUCGCACAGUCCGAAUCAGUGGAGUGAUCCGACGACGCAGGUGUGGUGCUACGGUUAUGAUGCGAGGGGGGAAUUUGAUCGUGCGUGGAUGGGGCAGAAAAGGAAAAGCAGUUUGUAA
Molecule: messenger RNA, 1380 nt
Organism: Rasamsonia emersonii CBS 393.64
Lineage: Eukaryota; Fungi; Ascomycota; Eurotiomycetes; Eurotiales; Trichocomaceae
Exons: 7
Coding region: 1-1380 (459 amino acids)
Biological process (GO): secondary metabolite biosynthetic process
Molecular function (GO): monooxygenase activity; FAD binding
Source: RefSeq, a predicted model, not a curated record